GUCGAGAGAGGCUCAGGUAUCUAUCGAGGCGGAGCUCGACGCCCAUCGCUGCCGGUACCGACAAACGCGCCGGACGAAAUUGCGGAUCACGGAGGCAGCGAACGCCACGAAGAGAGAGAACCAGGCCGGACACACGGGUGGAUAGACAGGGAAAAAGAGAGAGAGUGCAUAAUUGAAGAAUUAAUAAGAAGUAAUGAAGACUGUGAUAUAACGCCGUCGCGAGAAGAAGAGAGAAGGGGCGCGUCGUGCUCGCGUAGAGUAUAUUGUGUCGUAUAUGUGUGCCGAUACGUUCGCUCGUCCGGAUCGACGCAACGUCCCGAAGGGCCGUGGAAGACAGCGAGGUGGCGUUUGGCGAGGAGGUUACGGCGAUUUCCAGCGGAGACGAAGCGGAAGACGGUCCGCGAGGAGGCGACUCACGCCGGUCGACGAAGCAGGGGAUUGCGAGGACUCCGUUUGGACAACGAACAGCUAAUCACGCUCGUGCACUUGACGGACUACAACGUCUACAGGAUUCCGAACGCGAAACGGUGUUUCGGCGCUCCCUUCGCGUGGGGCGCCUGCCUGAGGCCGAACAGCAACGCCGAAGCCGAAGACACGGAGGCUGGGGAGCCCGGGCUCAAGGUCAUCGCUUUCGACAGCGAAAAAUCACGCGCGUGCUGGCUCACAGCCAUGAGGCUCGCUAAGUACGGCAAACAGCUCCGCGAGAAUUACCGAGCCUUCAAGAACAAACAAUGUGAGCAAAACAGCAGCGGUAGCCCAAAAGAACAGUACAGCAGCUACAAUGUGUCCAACGAAUCUGUGCGAUCACGCGUGGCGAUGGACUUCACCGGCAGUGUGGGCAGGAUAGUCGAGGAUCCGAAGGAAGCCAAGGACAUAGCCGAAAACGAGGGCAUAAUCUGGCGACGGAGAUGGCGGCCGUUCUCGCGAACACCACCGGGCUGCGCCAUGGUGAGGUUGCAUGGCCUCGAUGGUGGUAUACACGUUCUUCAGCCUUGGUUCCACGGCGGCCUCAAGAGAGAGAUCGCGGCGGCUAUCAUAAGGGAUCACGGCUCCGUCGACGGCGUGUUCCUGGUCAGAGAGAGCAAGAGCAAUCCGGGAGCUUACGUGCUGACUUACAAGUACAGCGACAAGGUCUUUCACGCGCAAAUCCAGCCGGUUUUCGACGAGCGUCGCAAUUGCCUGCUGUACACCUUGGAUAAGGGGGCGACCAAGUUCUACGACCUGCUGCAGUUGAUCGAGUUUUAUCAGCUGAACGCGGGCUCGCUGCCCACCCGGUUAACCCACUACGUGCAGAACGGGGUGCCGCCGCCAAUGCCUAGGCCGGAAGACGGCGGCGCGUCCCCUUCGCCGCCCGAGGGCAGCCAGCGGUUCAGCGACAAGGCCGAGUGCGGCGGCAAUCCAGCGAGCAUUUGAGUAUAGGACAGUCGGCGACCCGCUGGUGUUGCCGACGACGAUCGCCUGCUCACCGCUCCCACUAUCGCCUCCGUCACCGUCACCGACAACAUGACACUCGUGCACCACGGCACCGAUAACCGCCUGGGUGAGCACGGCGACGACGACGACGGCGGCGACGGCGACGGAAACGGCCGCGACGUUCGCGCGACACGAUCGGGUUGCUGGAGCCUGUGUCUCUGCAGUUACAACAAGUGGGAUUUGUAGCGUGCGACCAGCAGCCGGACUGCCGGUACUCGGUGGUGCUGCUCAAGCGUGCGAAGAAGAAGAAGAAAACGAAGUGCUAGAGGAGGAGGAGGCGGAGAGAGGAAAGAAGAUGAGAAUGUUGAAUGCUUGAGCGUCUGACAUCCGUCGAGACAUCUUCGAGUCGCUAUUAUUUCUAUGCGGAGCGACUUGUAUGUGUUUGACGUCACUAGGUCGGCUGACCCGUGCAACAAUAAGAACGACCAAUUUGGGCGCGAGUUACACACAAUCGGAAGUAGUCGGGAGGAGAAGCCGCAGGAUCGCUGUCGUACGAAAUCAUCAUUCGUUCUCCUUCAUCAUUAUCGCCACCACCAUUUUGGAUUUUUCACGUUCUUCGUUGCCGUGUUCCGCUCAGCGCGCGCGGUCAGGCGUCGAUUGAAGGAGCAACGCGGCCGCCAUGUCCGCCGACAGCGAUCCUCACGCGGAAACAGAAACCUCUUCGAUGUUUUUAAUCGUGCGUUACUAUGUUAGUCGUGUAAGGAUCGGCUCGAUGAGACGGGGUCGAUCUUUGGUCCAUUUUGUCGUCUAGACGCGCAUCCCUUCCGCUCCCUUUUUCACCUGUAAGAGACACACACACACACACACACACACACACACGGCACCGCCGGUAUUCUUAGCGAUAAGUGCGUCUAGACGGUCGAAGAUAUUGUGUAAUCUGUUUUUUUUGUUCUUUCCAUUUUUCUACGUGUCCACAUGCGCGCGAACGCAUCGUGCGUGUGUAACAACAACAACUAGAUUUACCGUAACUACACGACGACAUCGACGUCGUUACCAGGUUAAUUCCGCGAAGAGAGGAAGGAGGAAAAGCGCGGUUACGCGCACGCGUAUGAGUGGUGCGUGUAUGUGUUAUGUACGUGCGAGAGUGUAAGAGAGUAUAUGAGCGAGAGAGAGGUCGAAUUGUCGUCGUGGAAUACGAUACAAUUCGCGCUACCAUGCGUCAGCAAUACGAGAGGAACACGAACAUGAAAUUUUCAGUCUUUCUGCAUGUGUAUGUGUGUGAGAGAGAGAGAGAGAGAGGGAGAGGGGGGGUGCGUGAGAGAGAAGAAAAUCGAACGAAAGGGAGAGAGAGAAUGAAAGAGAGAAAAAGUGUGCAAGUAAGAUUGAUUAAACGCGUGGUCUCCCCCUCCCCCACCCUUUUCUACCUUUUAUUUUAUCGUAUUCUCCUUUUUGGCGCGCGUUGCAUCCCACCAAAGCAUCUCUCUUCCGUUUAGUUGUUUUCUUUUUUCCGAAGAGAAUGCGCGACAGGGUGAACCGUGCCGGAGCACUAGCUACCACGACGUUUGUAGCCCGACGACGACGAUGACGAGCUUAAGCGACGAAGGAGAAUCGGAGUCGAGUCGAGGGAAAGAGAAGAGAAGGGUUGUACGAAGCGUUCGUGUUCCGUUUAUUAGCCGUAAGCUUUGUCAGACAAGAUCGAGAUCGCUCGAGGGAGCGUUGGGCGAUUCCAAGUAACGCGUUCAGGUGUCAUGAUUUAUUCCCGAGUCCAGGGUGUUUGAAAUUAAGCGAGGCAACUUCGUCAAUGAGGCAAGAGGAAGGUAAAUAGCAUAGGUUUUUUUUCUUUUUCACGUGGAGGCGCGUCGAGAGCGCAUCGCGCCUUAUGUUACAAAAUUGUUUUCCAUCACGGUUCGCCGUUCACGAGCCGUGAAAACGACGCAAAUCAAUGCGACGGUACGAAGUGGAAAGCACACACACACACGAACGCACACACACACACACACACACACACAUACUUUAAUGAAUCUAGGAGACACAAUACGAUUAGCGUAAGGGAUCCUCGACGCGUGCGUAUAUCGAGGACCGGGGAACACGCUCGCGGAUUCUCUUGGUAUUACGAUGCGCGUCGAAAGAUCCGAAAGCAUGUCCCCCGGCAGAUAUGAUCUCAUAUGUUACAGACGUUUCAGUUGCGCGAGGCAUUUGUUGGUUAACACAAAUUUGGAAAUGAAGUUCGAUUAAUUACUGUAAAGCUCUAUGCUAAGGAGAACGUAAACAUUGAAAUAAUGGAGCGAGAGAAAGAGCAAGAGGAAAAGCGAGAGAAAGAAUGAGAGCGAGAGAGGGAGAGAGAGAGAGAGAGAGAG
Molecule: messenger RNA, 3770 nt
Organism: Dinoponera quadriceps
Lineage: Eukaryota; Metazoa; Arthropoda; Insecta; Hymenoptera; Formicidae
Product: growth factor receptor-bound protein 7-like
Exons: 6
Source: RefSeq, a predicted model, not a curated record